Miscanthus lutarioriparius is the source of this 249-nucleotide messenger RNA. Lineage: Eukaryota; Viridiplantae; Streptophyta; Magnoliopsida; Poales; Poaceae. The record is from the annotation of a GenBank genome assembly.
AUGGCGAGAGGGAUUGCUGCUGUGCCGGUGAUACUCAUUCUGGUCAUAGCGCUCUGCUUGGCCGUCCCAGGAGGAGCGGCGCGGUCGUUGCGGGUCGAUGGCGAUGCGUUGUCGUCGUCGCCGGGCAUGGAAACCGUCCCCGGAGAUGGUGUUUUGCAAUUACCCCGGCAAAUGUACCUGAAGCAGCUCCGGGCGGGGCCCUCGUGCGGCACCCACAGCUCGAACGGUGGCUGCCCACAUUCCCCAUGA